GCCUUCAACUUUAUGGAUAGAAGAAAACAUUUUUUUUUCCCCAGCUGUCUUUUUUUCAUUUGAAAGUUGCCCCACAUACUCUGAUUGGAUUUGGUUUGCUUUCCAUGCUGGCUGUAAGUCUAACUCUGAUCUGAAGGGCUGGAUGUGACCUGCUUCUCCAAGAAUUGCUGGAAGAGUUUGCCCACUUUGCAGGCAUGCAUCUGUAGCAGAAUUCCAUAUACUAAAGGGGAGAAUAAAAAAAAAGGUGUGUUAUCCCUGGGAAGUAAGCAGAGAUGCCUUUUGUAGGAAGAUACUUGAUCACUUCCAUCUUGGUGCUACUUCUUCUCUGGGGUGGAGAGAAGAUUAAAGCGCAGAGAGCAGGUUGUAAGAACGUCCACUAUGACCUGAUCUUCCUGCUGGACACUUCCUCCAGCGUGGGCAAAGAAGACUUUGAGAAGGUCCGCCAGUGGAUAGCUCACCUGGUGGAUACGUUUGAGAUUGGACCAGACAAAACCCGUGUUGGGGUCGUCCGGUACAGCGAUCACCCAACUACUGAGUUUGACCUUGGGAGUUACGGGACUCAACGCGAGAUCAAAGAAGCUGCAAAGGGCAUCAAAUACCUUGGGGGGAACACAAACACUGGAGAUGCCCUGCGGUACAUCAAUAGUUACAGCUUUUCCGCACAGGCCGGCGGGAGGCCAUACGAUGAUGCCAUCAAGAAAGUAGCGAUCCUCUUGACGGACGGCAGGAGCCAGGAUUACGUCUUGAGUCCGGCCUCAGCAGCACAUCGAGCUGGCAUCCGGAUUUUUGCGGUGGGCGUCGGAGAUGCCCUUAAGGAAGAAUUGGAUGAAAUUGCUUCUGAGCCAAAAUCGGCCCACAUCUUCCACGUUUCUGAUUACAACGCUAUUGAUAAGAUACGGGAGAAGCUGAGAAGAAGGCUUUGCGAGAAUGUCCUGUGUCCAAAUGUUCACGUAGAAGGAGACCGGUUCAAACACUCCAAUGGAGAAAUGGAUGACAUACCAGGGUUUGACUUGAUGGAAUUAUUUAGCGUGCGGGAGAUAUUCCGAAUGAAAGACAAUGGAAUUCAGAGCUCUUAUGUUCGUCUUGGAACCUCCCCCAUUGUUCAGCGAACACAAGAUGUCUUUCCACAAGGACUUCCAGAUGAGUAUGGUUUUGUCGCCACUUUCAAGUUCCGCAAGUCAUCCAGGCGAGAAGAUUGGUACAUUUGGCAGAUCAUUGACAAAUAUGGCAUACCACAGGUUUCCAUUCGGUUAGAUGGGGAGAACAAAGCCUUGGAGUACAAUGCAGUUGGACUCACCAGAGAUGCUGUGAGAGUGGUCUUCAAAAACGGACCUGUCAAUGACCUGUUUGAUCGUAACUGGCAUAAGAUUGCCCUGAGCAUCCAGUCUCAGACGGUCUCCUUAUACAUCAAUUGCAAACUGGUCCAGACAUUACCUAUUGAAGACAGAGAAAAUAUUGACAUCCAAGGGAAAACAGUGAUUGGCAAACGCCUUUAUGACAGUGUGCCAAUUGAUUUUGACCUUCAGCGGAUGGUUAUUUAUUGUGAUUCACGACACGCUGAGUUUGAAACCUGCUGUGAUAUUUCUCCUGGACCUGAUUGUCAAGUGACAGUUGUUACCGAUGUUCCCACUCCGGUAAUUCCAUCGACUGUCCCAAAUGAGCAGAUUGGACCUACCAAGACAGUCAAUUGUUCCUGUACUCCAGGAGAAAAGGGGGAGAGAGGCCUUCCUGGAUUUGAAGGACUGAGAGGACAAAAGGGAGACAUUGGACCAAUUGGACCUCCUGGCCCAAAGGGAGACAAAGGAGAAUCAGGUGGGGAAACAUUUGGACGAGGAGAAAAAGGACAAAAGGGUGAAAAGGGACCCCAAGGUUUACCUGGUCUAAUGGGUGAGAGAGGAGAACGGGGUUCCAUUGGUGCAUCCGGCAUCCCAGGAAACGAUGGAGCCAAAGGAGAAACUGGAGAACCUGGUCUUCCUGGAGCAUCUGGCCUUCCUGGACCAUCUGGCCCAAAGGGAGAAGAAGGGCGUCUAGGUCCCCCAGGUCGUCAAGGUUAUGUUGGAGCACCUGGUUUGCAAGGGGAAAGGGGAGAAAAAGGACCCCGUGGUGACAAGGGAGAACGUGGCCUUGACGGUUUUCCUGGGAAGCCUGGCUUGGAUGGAAAACAGGGUGCCAAAGGAAGUCCAGGUCAACCUGGACCUGUAGGACCACAAGGAGAAAAGGGUGAAAUUGGAUCUCCUGGAAAACCAGGCUCAGCAAUUGAAGGCUUGAAAGGAGACCAAGGAGCUCCUGGCCCACGGGGACCCAUGGGGCCUCCGGGAAAUCCUGGUGUUUCAGGACCACCUGGACCAGAAGGCAAGAUGGGAUCUCCAGGUCUACAAGGUCUACGGGGCAAGAAAGGAGAAGCAGGUCUCCCUGGAGUUGAUGGAUUAUCUGGGCCUGCUGGUCCCCCAGGACCUCCUGGACUUGCUGGUUCUCCUGGACUUGCUGGAUCUCCAGGUCAACCUGGAGAAGCUGGCAGAAAUGGUGAACGAGGGCCGCCGGGUUUACCUGGAAAAUCUGGUCAAGAUGGUUUACCUGGUCUUCCAGGCUCAAAGGGAGAACAAGGGGAAAAGGGAGAAGCUGGUGAAGCAGGCUCCAAGGGUGAAUCAGGCCCCCCUGGACCAGCUGGCAUAGUGGGCGAGAGGGGUGAAGCUGGUCUUCCAGGCCAAUCUGGUUUGCCUGGUCCAAGAGGAGAAAAAGGAAACCAGGGUGAAAAAGGAAGAGCUGGGCUCACUGGCUUCAAAGGUGAGAGAGGAGAAAAGGGUGAAAUUGGUGCUCCUGGUCUCCCAGGUCCACCUGGAAAAGUUACCUCAUUUACACCAAGGCCUAGUAUUCCAGGAGAACAAGGUCCAAAAGGUGAAAAAGGUGAUCGUGGAGAAAGAGGUGAACCCGGAGAACGAGGUGUUCCAGGAAAACAGGGUCCAAUCGGACCUGUGGGGUCAGAGGGUCUGAAAGGACAAGAAGGGGAAGUAGGUCAUCCUGGACCUCCAGGAGAAAUGGGUGUCCCUGGACCUGCAGGACCACCUGGCCCACGUGGUUUGCCUGGGAAUGUGGGUAUACCAGGAGCUACUGGUCAACCAGGAACUGAUGGACAAAAAGGAGAAAAGGGAGAACCUGGUAAGGAAGGAAAACUAGGUCCACCUGGACCUACAGGUGAACCAGGAGCUGUUGGAGGACCUGGAUUACCUGGAAAGGGUCGAGAUGGAGAAAGGGGUGAAAGAGGUCCACCAGGUUUACCUGGACCCUUUGGGCAGAAGGGAGAUCGAGGUGCUCCAGGUGUUCCAGGUCAACCAGGAGAUAGAGGAACCCCAGGUGUUGGACUUUCAGGGCCACUAGGACCUGUGGGACCUCCUGGAGAGAAAGGGCCACCGGGUUCUCGGGGUUUACCAGGCAUCCAAGGUCCCCCUGGACUGACUGGUCAGGAUGGUUUACCUGGAAAUCCAGGAGAAAGAGGACCACCAGGAAAACCAGGUUCCCCUCCUAUCCUUACCCCUGAUGACAUCAGACUGUUCGUUAAGGAUAUUUGCACUGAUUGUCCCCCUGGGCCCUCUGGUCUCCCUGGAAUGCCAGGACAGAAGGGUGAUAAAGGCCUUCGAGGCUCACCUGGGAAUGAUGGACCCGUUGGAAAAAGGGGAGAACCUGGACUGAGAGGUCCCCCUGGACCUCCAGGAGGGGAAGGUCCCAAGGGUUCUAAAGGAGAGGAUGGGGCAUCUGGUGAAGCUGGACUGAAGGGUGAACAGGGUCAUCCUGGGAUGCCUGGCUUCAUGGGUCCCCCUGGGAAUCCAGGCCCAGCUGGAGCAGAGGGCUCCCCGGGGCCUGUAGGCUCUCCAGGACCUCCAGGAGAAAUGGGGAAAGAAGGUCUCCCAGGACCUCAGGGACCCCCAGGAUUGCCUGGACUCAUGGGUGUAGCUGGAAAUGAUGGAAAAGAUGGCAAACCAGGAUCACCGGGGGAACCAGGUAAGCCUGGAGACCCAGGGCUACCAGGCCAAGAAGGUGCCAGAGGACCACCAGGUUUUAAGGGUCCAAGAGGAGAUGCAGGAAGUCCUGGCAUGAGAGGAGAACCGGGUCAACCUGGAACUCCGGGCAGGGAGGGGCAAUCAGGAAAAGACGGAGAUCCAGGGCCUGUGGGACCAGAAGGACCCCGAGGACUUCGAGGAAUAGCAGGCAAGACUGGACCUCCAGGUGCUACUGGGGAAUCUGGUCCUGCAGGUAACCCAGGCUCCAAGGGAAGCAAAGGUGAAACUGGUAGCCCAGGCGUUCCUGGUUUCAUUGGGCCACGAGGACUUCGUGGAGAAGCAGGCGAAAAGGGGGUCCCAGGGAAAGAGGGCACCCCGGGAAGUCCAGGAGAGCAUGGACAAAAAGGGGAUAGGGGAGAUCCUGGAGGCAAAGGUGAAAAAGGCCCUGCGGGAGUAAAGGGACCACCAGGUGAUCCAGGAGUUCCUGGCCGCAAAGGACACACGGGAUUAAUGGGUCCCCCGGGACCAUCAGGAGAGUCAGGACAAGUUGGUCCUCCUGGCUCUCCAGGACAACCUGGUUUUCCUGGGCCUAGAGGAGAUCCUCCAUCAACAGAAACAUUGCGAAGACUUAUCCAAGAAGAGUUAGUUAAACAACUUGAUGCCAGACUGCCCUACCUCAUAAGUCAGUUGCAGCCUUCCCAGAUCAAAGCACCCCAAGGUAGACCAGGGCCUCCUGGAUCACCUGGAGCAGAAGGUCCUCCUGGUAGAGUCGGCCCUCCAGGACAACCUGGUAGACCUGGACAACCAGGUUCAGAAGGUCCAUCAGGACCUAUGGGACCAAAAGGUGACGGAGGAGAGAAAGGAGAAAAGGGAGAUCCUGGCAUUGGCCAGAGAGGUGAAACUGGUCCCCCAGGAGUAGCAGGUAUUCCAGGUGAACCUGGCUAUGGUAAGGAUGGACUUCCUGGAGCACAAGGUCCUCAAGGUGAAGCUGGGACUCCUGGCCUUAUGGGCCCCCCAGGACCUCCAGGGGCCAAUGGACAAUGUGAUCCCUCCCAAUGUGCUUAUUAUGCAAGCCUAGCCGCUCGGCCCAGCAACAUCAAAGGACCUUAAAAAACCUAGCCUCCAUCGCUGCUUGUGGACCUAUCAUGGGAGUUGGGAGAUCCUAUCUCUUUUUCUUCUGUUCUUUGACAAGGAGCAUGGAGACUCUGAAAAUCAAAUACUGCCGGACAGUCGAGUUUUUAUGAUGAAGAAAAUGAUUAAUUUGCAUUAUUUUAUGCAGUGAGAAGUGAUUUUUUUCUGGGAAGAUUUUCUUUCUUUUUUUUUCUUUUUUAAGAAUAUUUUUAUAUAAAGAUUGAGGAUGAUUUCCCUCCCCCCAUUUUUUUUAAUAGAUGGUCUUCUAGAAAGUUCACCUAAAACAGAAAAGAAAGGAAAAGGGUGGGUAAGUAGAUGCUAGGGGCCCUUGAUAGAUAUUUAGAUUUCUGUUUGCUAGCUUAACCACCAUUCAUGGGUGAAACAUCUGGAGGUGCUGUGCUAUUGGCUAUUAAGGCUUUGUCCCGCAAGUGCUCAGUAGAGAUUUAGAUGUAGCAAUCCCAGUCUCCUGAGGGCAACAGGACAGAUGGAAGAGACAGUUUGCACGUGUCUUUGCACACUCUUAGGAAGCUCUUUUGCUUAGCAUGGCUGAGCACAGACCUCUGUGUUAAACUUAGGAGAAAAAUGAGGACGAGAAAAGUCCAGGCAACAGUGGCAGAUAGGAGCAUGGACAAUUAAAGAUUUCAUGCUUCUUCUAUUGUAUCUUCCAACUCGCAGGUUGGAAUUGCUUUUUGAAAAACUUUGUGGGUUCCUAAUCAUAUCUUUCUAAUUGCAACCAGAGAUCUUCACCAGAUCCAGCUUUUUUUUUAUCAACAGUUGUUUUGCAGUUAUUUGCUUGUUCAGUAAAAUGCAUCUGUGAAAAUUCAUUUUUCAUCUUUUUUUUUAAAACCUUUGGCCUAAUUGCCCGUAGGAUAACUGAUCUUUUAGCAGUGCAACUGUGGGUAUGUAUGCUCAAAAGCAUACUUUUGGUGCUUGAUCUCUUAUAAAUAUGACCAGCAAUGCAUCUUCAAAAUAAAUUUCUGGGAAAUUAUGAAAAAGAAUUCUUCUGCCAUCACCAUCAUCUUUUCCCAAAGAUUAUUCAUCUAAUUCUGUUACUGUCUUCUGUGACUGCUAAGCAGCCAAUACAAAAUAAUAUUUGGAGCUCACGAAUGGUGGGCUCCUUAGUGCUCUCUGAGCUUGGUGGUUUCUUUGAAGAAGUUUCAUGAUCCAACUAAGU
Molecule: messenger RNA, 6300 nt
Organism: Crotalus tigris (Tiger rattlesnake)
Lineage: Eukaryota; Metazoa; Chordata; Lepidosauria; Squamata; Viperidae
Gene: COL22A1
Product: collagen type XXII alpha 1 chain
Exons: 65
Coding region: 273-5105 (1610 amino acids)
Source: RefSeq, a predicted model, not a curated record